UUCUUCCUCAUUUAUUUAGGAACGUGAAGCAAUGGAACGCGAAUACGCGGCGGCGUGUCGACGACUGUCCGGCGACUGGAGAGCCUUAGAAAGAGGCUGGGCGCACAGACGGAGAGCUUUAAGAUAUAGACAAAAAGAGCUCACCGCACGGAUACAACGGUUGACUGCAUUGAAGGAUACACAUCAGAGCUGUAUCGAGAACGAGGAAGGUCAUGCAGGAGCACUGCGCGCCGAGAUCGCGGGCAAGCACAAUGAGCUCGACGGCUUCAUCAGAAGCAGCGUGCGCGAACUGGUCGCGCAGGGAUACCAACUUGACGAGACUUCCUCGCCGGACGACAGCCCGUCGUCCGAGACUUCAACGGAGUGUCUGAUGCAUUUGUUGCAGCAGUGCGACCCGAAGACCGCCACUAGCAUCAAGGAGACCGUUGAGCGACACAAAAAAGAACUAACCGACCUAGAAGAAGAGCUACAAAGUCGAAUGGCUUCUGUUGCUUCGCACCGCGUUAAAAUUGAAAGACUGCAGGCCGAGCUGGCGUUGUUGGGAGCACAGGAUCUGGGCUUAAAACAUGCGCUGGCAUCGGAUUUAAGCCCGGGGAACUCUAAGGGAGACAGCGAUAGCCCGCCAAUGGAGGGCGUGAAGCGCAGCAAAUCUGAACUAGUGCUACGAAGAACGCCGCGUGAGGAGGUGCUGGAACCAUUAUCUGCUGACGAACGCGAGGAGUACCGCAAGAAGAGAAUGAGCCUUAGCCUCAGCCUGGACCCUCUGGCAUCUCCUUCCACGGUGGCUGAGGACACCUUCCACACAGCCACCUCAUCACCUCCCGCCCUCCCAUCCGAGUCCACGUUACCCACGCCGUCCACUACCGAGCAGGAGCUGUCCAAAGAGGAGCCGCUGCCCACACCACAGUUCAGAUUAGGACCCGUGCCUGUCGACAGCGAUGACAUGUCCAGUACCGAGGAUUAUCAUAGGCCACGAAUAGUGGAAGGCCAAUCAUCAAGUUCAAUAGAGCGGUCACCCGAAGAGCGACAUCAGAGAGCAAAAUACAGAAGAAGAAUGGCAGGUGAUGGCAAAACAGGCAGGAGACAAGUUACAGAAGCCGAAGCAUUGCGAGCGAUGCAGCGGCUAUGCUCGAGAAUCGCCUCUCAAAAGAUGCUCGUCAUAUCUUCGCUCGAGAACGAUUGCUCGAAAGAGGAACUUAACAGGCAAAUUGCGGUCCUCCAAGAACUCCAGAAGAAGUACGUUCGGUUAGAAAUGGCUCUCCAGUACUCGUUCUUCGACAACCAGAACAACCGUCGUUCGAUGAUGGUGACACCUAUCCAGGAGACGCCCUCGCUGACACUGUCGGAGAGUGACAUGCAGGUUGCAACGGAGCCCGAAAAUGGCGAGAACGGCAAUGGACUCGUACAGGAUCCACUUAUCAGCAGGUUAAAAGAACAAGAAAUAGAAGCGUCAGAUAACGUGUCAACAUCCAACGACGAGCUACCAUCAGAACACCAAGAGAUAUGGGACGACCCGCUACGUCGGCGGUCGUCUUCUGACAGCUCGACGCA
Hyposmocoma kahamanoa is the source of this 1551-nucleotide messenger RNA. RefSeq lists its product as uncharacterized. NCBI's taxonomy places the organism in Eukaryota, Metazoa, Arthropoda, Insecta, Lepidoptera, Cosmopterigidae. The transcript is spliced from 9 exons. The record is from RefSeq and is a predicted model, not a curated record. The annotation marks the transcript as partial.